Molecule: messenger RNA, 2347 nt
Organism: Pocillopora meandrina
Lineage: Eukaryota; Metazoa; Cnidaria; Anthozoa; Scleractinia; Pocilloporidae
Source: the annotation of a GenBank genome assembly
AUAUCGCUUUUCAGAUUUUCCGCACGUAUUGUUUUGGCAUUCGAUUGACCGACAAGAUAAUUAUAGAUGCAAGAGUUGGUCGCUUCGCCAAGAAAGGCAUUUGCUUGGUUCACUGGCGAUAAAAACAAAAGAUAAUUUGUUAUCUUUCAUAUAAAUUUUAAUUUCAGAGAUAGUAUGAGAAAGAACAAUGAGUACUAUUUCAUUUGCAUCUCCCGAACAUGCUGAAUGAAUGUGACAAAUACGGCCACAAGCUAAAUAUCGCUGUUAAAACAAACGCUUCACUGCCUACAGGUAUGUUUUCAGCGAAAUAACUCGAAACCGAAACUCACCAACACUGAUUGAAUAUUUUCACCAACUCUCUGAUUUUCUUCGACGUUGAAAUCGAAGAUUUUCAUCAGAUCGGUUUAUUUUAACGAUUUUGACAUAUUUGUUUUCAUUCUAGACUUUGCUAUUUUUAUUCCGCCGCAGAAAGUCGUAAACAACACUAAAUUGAAAAGUCACGCACUCCCCUGGAAACACAACGCGUUAUUCUGGACCAAUUUCAAAAGAAAACAUGACGUUUAAUUCCUUUUCACGCAAUUUCCUGAUUUCGCUUAUUUUAGAGCGUGUACCUAUGCAUUUUCAGCACGUACGCAACAAAACAUUGAAGAUCAGUUCACCUUCAGAGAAGUGACAUCAUAAACACGAUAACGUUUGUCAUACAACCACAGUUCGCCUCAUACGCUCCAAACGAGUCGAAGAACUAGGGUAAAACAUUUGGUAUUAGGUUGCAUUAAAAAAGAAGGUUUCGAGCCAAAAGACUUGAGGAUCUAGCGACGAAUUUUACACAGAAAAUUGUAAGGGCUUUUUCAAUACGAUUGUUUGUUCGUUACAGCUGAUUUUUAUAUCAUGGCCGAAAAUAGUCGCAACCUUAUAAGGCUUCUGUUAAAAUAAUGACGGUCAUUGGUCAGAUAGGAUCUUUUGUUUUGACUAAUUGCGAGUGCUGACAAAGACAGUGUUUUGAUUGGUGGAUUUGAGAAUAUCUGCCAAUCAUAACGCACAUGGCGAAUGGAUAAUUUUACACUCGGCACUUGCAAAGCACCCUUGGGUACCCUGCUUUAUUUUUUGCGAUUGAUUUGAGCGUCGGCGAGUGUGUAUGACAGAAGCAAUAGUGUGUUGUGUGUUGUGUUAUUCUGACAUUCCUUCGUCUCACUCACCCGUAGCAUCGCUUCACUGACGCUCAGCUACUCACUUCUACGCUACUCUCCUGCGACAUGGAUCUGCAAUCUGCUCUUCCGUGCUCCUCGAUUUUCCACGAACUACAAACUGUUCAUGACACAGGCUUUUUCUACUCGCUUCCAUCGCUUGAAGACGAUUGGGCACAGGUACGUGUACGUGAAUUUUUCUAAUGGUUUUGUCCUUGUAGCUUAGCAAGCGUAACAUGUGGCCUUUAACGAUGGCUUUGGACACUUAGGAAGCAUGCAGCCUCUUGCGCUUCGCGCGAAUUCGUCCGUGCUUUGUAAAUCAGCCAUGUUGACCUCAUUCUGUAUUCCUUGUGUAUUUCGUUUUCGCGCUCGUUUUCAUCGCUGCAUAGUAUAGUAUUUUUCUUAAUUUUUCUUUCCAGACAAGACUAGAAAUGGAUCGUUAUCUUUGCCCUGAACCAUCAUCUUUGGAUAGUAAAGACUCCAACUUAGGGAAUCCAGCUCCCUGGAACGAAUUUUUACUUCAACCUUUUGACGAGUCAAAUUUUCCAUUUGGCGACGACUGGGACAUCAAACCGAUAGAUUUCACUUCAAUAGCUACCUUUCCCUCAGUGCCAACAGUUCUUCCAGAAACUCCAACGGAAACUAAACCAGCUAUGGAGCUCCCAGUAAAACCUCUAAAGAUCAAAUUACCGACCCCGACGGGCUGCGAAGAGAUUAGCAAAAUUCCUAAGCCUGUUUUACCGCUAACUCCACCGAGCUCACCUGAGUCGCCUGUCGUUGUGUUUAAUAGCCCGAACCAGCAGAGAACAGGCAGGCCAAGUGCGCGCUCCCCUCGCGCGAGGGGAGGAAAUGGAGGUGCUAGAGCAAACAGCCCCAAGGACAAAGACUCAGAGAGCAAACGGCGAGUGCAUCGAUGUCAAUUUAGUGGUUGUCGUAAAGUUUACACGAAGAGCUCGCAUCUGAAAGCUCAUCAACGUACUCAUACGGGAGAAAAGCCGUACCGUUGUUCUUGGGAUGGAUGCAACUGGCGUUUCGCUCGCUCGGAUGAGCUUACUCGCCAUUACAGAAAACAUACUGGAGCCAAACCGUUCAAAUGUGUUCAUUGUGAUAGGUGCUUUUCACGAUCAGACCAUCUAGCUCUACACAUGAAGAGACACGCAUAG